Molecule: messenger RNA, 1297 nt
Organism: Linum tenue
Lineage: Eukaryota; Viridiplantae; Streptophyta; Magnoliopsida; Malpighiales; Linaceae
Source: the annotation of a GenBank genome assembly
AGAUCAAGUUGACAAAGAUAUGGACUCUCCAGUAUUGAAGCCAGCCAGUGAGGAGAUGGACUGAAGGGGCGAAUUUUGCCGGCGAUGUCAAGAAGAAGCUGAGCAGGAAAAAGGUACUCCUAAAAGUUCUAGUUCAAUCUGUCAAUUCUGUGGCUGCUAUCUCGUUGUCGUUUUCCUAAUUAGCGAUUAAGAUCGCUGCCAUCAAAUGGUUGGUUGGCCGUUGGGGCCAGCAAUUGUCCACGCCAGCCGCGAGAACUUUACCCUUUCCUUAUCUCUCCGAUUCCAUUCUCCGAUCGCUCUUCUCAGACUCUGGUUGGCUAGCGCCAUUGUUUAUUCUUGCAGCUUCUCCCUAAGAAUGGCAUCUAUGGCUAAGACACAUUGUUCCAUUCCUUCUAUCCUCCCCUCUCUCAACAUACCCAGAACUUCAUCUUCACAAAAUCUCCCAAUUCUCUCCACUUCAUUUCACUCUCAAUUUUGCGGGCUUAAGUUCUCAAAUCCCGCCACUGCCACUGCUCCUGCUCCUUAUCGUUCUUCUUUCCGGACUUCGAUUGUUGCCAAGGUGAACAAAGGGCAGGUGCCACCGACCUUCACAUUGAAAGAUCAGGAUGGCAAGGUUGUGAGCCUUGCCAAGUAUAAGGGCAAGCCUGUUGUUGUCUACUUCUAUCCUGCCGAUGAAACCCCUGGCUGUACUAAACAGGCAUGUGCCUUUAGGGACUCAUAUGAGAAGUUUAAGAAAGCAGGAGCUGAGGUUGUCGGGAUCAGUGGCGAUGAUUCAUCUUCACACAAGUCAUUUGCUAAGAAGUAUAGGCUGCCUUUUACAUUGCUGAGCGAUGAGGGUAACAAAAUAAGGAAAGAAUGGGGAGUUCCUUCAGAUCUUUUUGGAGCUUUACCGGGGAGACAGACGUAUGUUCUUGACAAGAAGGGAGUGGUGCAGCUCAUCUACAACAACCAGUUCCAACCAGAGAAGCACAUUGAUGAAACCCUCAAGCUGCUUCAGAGUCUUUGACUCUAGUCUCUCCCACUUCUUCUCUCUCAGUUUUCUCACCACACCUAAAAAAAUGCUCUCAUUUUUGUAAGAAUGUACUGCUGCUACUGGCUAAUGGUCACUUUCAGUACUUGUAAAAAAUAAUAAGAAUUAAGAGGUAAUGGUUGCUUCUCGUUAAUUUUCAAAAACUGUCCAAGUAUUGUAUGGUACUGUCUGCACUGCUCCUUUGAGAUCCUUCACUCUCUCUUGGUAUCAUGCAAGAUGUUUAUUUGUACCAAUUUGCCCGAUUUUAUGCAUGGAAGUUUUUGGAUG